Messenger RNA from Aureococcus anophagefferens, 759 nucleotides. RefSeq lists its product as hypothetical. The annotation marks the transcript as partial. The transcript has a single exon. The record is from RefSeq and is a predicted model, not a curated record. Lineage: Eukaryota; Pelagophyceae; Pelagomonadales; Pelagomonadaceae.
CGCGUUCAUCAACCGCUGCGCGCCGCGACGCUCGAGUCGCUCGAGCAGAUCCCGACGCCGGCCUUCGGGUCCACGAUGGGCGACGACGUGACAAGGCUCAAGGCGCAGAUCCUCCACUACGGCGCGACGCUCGACCGGGGCCAGGGCUACAACCCGACGUCCGGCGACCAGUACAAGGGCAAGAUGGACGCCGCCAUCGCCAAGGUCGACGAGCUCGUCGCCCGAAGCACCGGCGCCGUCGCGGACCCCGCCAAGCUCGAGGGCCGCUGGGAGCUCGUGUUCUCGUCCGUGCCGCACGGCAUCUUCCGGAGCAGCCCCUUCUUCCUGGCCAUCGAGGAGGCCUACCGCCGCGUGGGCACGCCGGAGAAGGCGAGCCUCUUCUUCAAGCUGCACGAGCUGCAGACGUGCUCGUGGGGCGCGUCGAAGAUCGGCCGCGUGAGCCAGACCGUCGACGUCGCGAACAAGAUGCUCUACUCCGAGUUCGACACGCAGCUCUUCUCGUUGACCGUGAUCCCCGUGCUCGGCUGGUUCAAGCUGCUGCCGACCUUCGGGGGCUGCGUCGUGACGGCGUCGAAGCUCGACGUGCAGGACGCGAGCCUCGAGCUCGAGGUCGACUACACGACGGCGAAGCCCGUCGAGGGCCUCAGCGGCCUCGGCGAGUGGAUCUGGAAGGUCAAGGUGCCCGUCGGCGCCGUCUGGAAGCUCCUCCCCUGGAACAAGGGCAACGCGCCGACGGCGUCCGUCGCCUGCAAGUACCUC